This is a messenger RNA of Onthophagus taurus, 1214 nucleotides long. RefSeq names its product nicotinamide riboside kinase 1. Gene Ontology annotation, molecular function: ATP binding; kinase activity. NCBI's taxonomy places the organism in Eukaryota, Metazoa, Arthropoda, Insecta, Coleoptera, Scarabaeidae. The record is from RefSeq and is a predicted model, not a curated record.
GAACUUUUAAAAGCAAACAAAUACAAAAUUCUUGCGACAUAUUAAAACAAUAAGACCUCAUGGUCAAAAUACGUUAUCAGUUAUUAUUCUCUACUUAAUCAGCAAUUCUUAAAAAGAACUUUGCAUAAAUAUGAUCCCCCCGUGAUAAUUAUAUGUUAUCAGCAGAACUAUUACAAAAUAUCUAACCAAAUUGCAGUUAAUUGCAUGAAAUAAAAACAUUAUCAAAACUGACGAUAUUAAUUUAUUGUAAGCAACAAAACGCAUUAAAUUAAGAUUAAUCCGAUUACAAAAUCAAGCGAAAAUAUUUUGAAUUCUGUUACGUCAAUAAAACGUUUAAACGUAUGUUAUCGUUAAGUAAUAACGUGCCAUUACUUGAUACACUCCCGCGGAUAUAAAAACCGGAUUAAACGGAAAUUAUUGGUUUAGUACAACGUCGAAUUAAUAACGUAACUGGUUUGAUUAAAUUAUUCGUUGAAUGGUUAUAUUUCAGAUUUUCUUGUAAAAAUGAAUAAAUUGUUGGUAAUUGGUAUCAGCGGAGUAACAUGUGGAGGAAAAACGACUUUGGCAAACGAAUUAAAUAAGAUUUUUCCGAAUAGUAAAGUAAUAAGUCAAGAUGAUUAUUUUUUGCCCAUUGAUGAUGAACGUCACGUGAUUAUCCCGCAUUUAAACCAUAUCAAUUUCGAUGUCUCUUCCAGUUUGGAUAUGAAAAAAAUGGUUGAAUCAAUUCAAGAAUCUAUAGCUUCUACAGAAAAUUUGGUAGAGACUAAUGUUAAGAUCAUCGAAGAUGAUUUAGUAACAAAAAUCAAUCCGUCUUUUGAUGUCCAAUCUUCGGUGGUGCAAGUGGCCAAAAAUUUACACAUCAAUAUCUUGAUUAUCGAAGGUUUUUGCAUUUUUGCUGAUAAAACAAUCGAGGAAUUAUGCAAUUUAAAAUACUUUGUUACUUUGGAUCGGGAGGAAUGUUACAAUAGAAGAAUUCAAAGGGUUUAUGAACCACCAGAUUGUCCUGGAUAUUUCGAGGAUUGCGCUUGGCCCGAAUAUGAAAAGCAUUACAAAUAUGUUUGUAAGAAUUUAAAGCAAAUUCGAUUUUUUAACGAGUCGACGAAAGAACCUUUAAAAGAAGUAUUAUUAGAUAUUUGGCAAUCUUUACAAAAUAUUUAUGAUAUCUUAUAAAGUUGUUUUUUUCAAUUUAUAAAAAGAAUACUUGUUUAUUUUAA